AUGGCUGUUGCAAAAGCGCUAGACUAUUUGCACUCAAUUGGAGUGUUCCACCGGGACAUUACGGAAUCGAACGUGAUGGCGAGAAAACCCCAUCCUAGCACCGGGAAUCGGGACUGGGUGAUCAUUGACUGGAAGACUGCGGCAUUCAUGGCACCAGAUCAAGGUACACCCCGGUAUGGCCCCGAUGAUGUUCUUGGUAUCGGGCAUCUUCUUUUAGGAGCAGGCGUUCCUCGUCUCAUGGAUGAUGAACAUGACGAUGAACGGUAA
Messenger RNA from Penicillium alfredii, 267 nucleotides. RefSeq lists its product as uncharacterized. Gene Ontology annotation, molecular function: ATP binding; protein kinase activity. The record is from RefSeq and is a predicted model, not a curated record. The transcript has 2 exons. NCBI's taxonomy places the organism in Eukaryota, Fungi, Ascomycota, Eurotiomycetes, Eurotiales, Aspergillaceae. The coding region runs from base 1 to 267 and encodes 88 amino acids. Gene Ontology annotation, biological process: protein phosphorylation.